CCGCCGCCGCCGUCUCCAAGCCACCCCAAGCGGCGGCCGCGGUCAGGCUCCCCUCCCGCAGAGGCAAGCCAAGCUCUUCCUUCUCUCGCCGGCCGCGACACGGCAAAGGCGGCGCCCCCUCCCCCGCUGCCGCUGGUGGUGCUCCCCCCCUUCGUAGUUUUAUAAUGGAUCCCAAAAUGAAGCAGCUUCAAGAAGCACUGGUUGACAUUGAAACUGAUGCAGAGCAACUUCUUCUGGCAAGGCAUCAGUUAGUGGAAAAUGAUAGGAUGAGGAAUGCUAAUAGGGAAGCCCUGACAGCCCUCCGGAAAAGAGCCAAGACAACCAAAACUAGUGUUCCUACCCCUUUUGAAGUCAUAAUGAAAGAGUUGGAAGGAACUUCUGGCAGGCAGCUGGUAAAGGAGAUAUGCCCAACAUGUGGGGAUCAUGACCCCAAGGAAGAUACAUGGCUAAUGUUUCCAGGAUCAGAUAUCUUUGCUCGUGUUCCAUUUCAUGUGGCCCACACUGUUCUAGAUAAAGAUCAAGAACGACUAGAUUACGACACCAAGAAGCUGCAAAGCUUUGUGAAGGAGAAAUCAUUUGUGAUAUCGGAGAAAGGUGCCCUUGCGGACAGGAUCAGCCCUGGCAUCGUGAAAUCCCUCGUCAGUCUUACAGAUAAACCCAAGUAGGCACAGAUGGAUCAGGAUCGGCUGGGCUUACAGAAAUCCCUCGACAAGAUUUGCUUGUGCAUCCCCUGAAACUGAAACUGAAACGAAGCAUCCGUUGGGCUAACUGGUUGUGCUAUCAACUGCGAUGCUGUUCCUUGGACCAUGUGGUCCAGUUCUUCUGUGCUGUGACAUUAGCUAGGCUGUUGUUGAUGUGUCGUAGGCACUAUGCAGCCUUGAUCCUUAAUUCCUUAUCAUUACUCGUGAAUUAUAUGAGUAGGUUAGGAUUGCGAUAAACCUGGGCACUUUAUCAUUGAGCGUGUAUGACAGUACUUGGCUUCAGACUCCCAAUAUUAAUGGGAAAGCCGGCUUCUGCAUGUGCUACUCGUCGAUGAUCGAAAUAUUUCAGGUCAUACAAAAGUUCUUAGCAGAUGAUACUCCCUCCGUCCAA
Molecule: messenger RNA, 1092 nt
Organism: Oryza brachyantha (malo sina)
Lineage: Eukaryota; Viridiplantae; Streptophyta; Magnoliopsida; Poales; Poaceae
Exons: 4
Coding region: 165-665 (166 amino acids)
Source: RefSeq, a predicted model, not a curated record